Manis pentadactyla (Chinese pangolin) is the source of this 1554-nucleotide messenger RNA. It is a transcript of the gene RDH8, whose product is annotated as retinol dehydrogenase 8. Gene Ontology annotation, biological process: estrogen biosynthetic process. NCBI's taxonomy places the organism in Eukaryota, Metazoa, Chordata, Mammalia, Pholidota, Manidae. The record is from RefSeq and is a predicted model, not a curated record. Gene Ontology annotation, cellular component: cytoplasm. Gene Ontology annotation, molecular function: estradiol 17-beta-dehydrogenase [NAD(P)+] activity. The coding region runs from base 184 to 1062 and encodes 292 amino acids. The transcript is spliced from 6 exons.
AUUGAGGUUAAGGGGGUCCCCCCAGCAGUCUGCGCAGGGCCAAUUCAGAAUCAGGGGCUCCCAGGGCCACUUCACCCUGCAGGGGAUCGCCUGGAGGGUGCUUGUGAGGGCAGAUGAGUGGAGAAUGGGUGGCGGGAGUCAAGUGCUGGCCAGCAGAGGUCACGCAUCGAGGGAAGGAUCAACAUGGCCGGCACAGCCCGGACAGUACUGAUCUCAGGCUGCUCCUCGGGCAUUGGCCUGCAGCUGGCAGCGCAGCUGGCUCGUGACCCCAGGCAGCGUUACCAAGUGGUGGCCACCAUGUGGGACCUGGAAAAGAAGGGGACACUAGAGGCAGCUGCUGGGGAGACUCUGGGUCAGACCCUCACAGUGGCCCAGCUGGACGUGUGCAGUGACGAGUCAGUGGCCCGGUGUCUCCGCUGCAUCCCGGGAGGGGAAGUGGAUGUGCUGGUGAAUAAUGCUGGAGUGGGCCUGGUGGGGCCUGUGGAGGGGCUCAGCCUACCUGCUAUGCAGAACAUCUUUGAUACCAACUUUUUCGGGGCUGUCCGUCUGGUCAAAGCAGUGCUUCCUGGCAUGAAGAGAAGGCGGCAGGGCCACAUUGUGGUGGUCAGCAGUGUCAUGGGGCUUCAGGGUGUUGUGUUCAACGAAGUCUACGCAGCCUCCAAGUUUGCCCUGGAGGGAUUCUUCGAGAGUCUGGCUGUCCAGCUGCUCCAGUUCAACAUCUUCAUCACUCUGGUGGAACCUGGCCCGGUGGCCACUGGCUUUGAGGGGAAACUCCUGGAGCAGGUCGCCACAGCCGAAUUCCCGGGCACUGACCCGGACACCCUGCACUACUUCCGGGAUUUCUACCUCCCAGCCUCCAGUGAGCUCUUCCGCUCUGUGGGACAGAGCCCACAGGACGUGGCCCAGACAAAUGUUCGCUAUACUCCGCUGACUGCCCUCAAAGCCAUGAACCCCUCGGGCAGCCUGUACGUGAGAAUCACCCACCGCCUGCUCUUCCGCUGGCCUCGUCUUCUCCACCUUGGACUUCGAUGCCUGGCCUUCGGGCGGGUAUGGCCCCGGUGAGCAGAGCCUCACCCAACCCUCCCCUGGACAGCCAGGCCUCUUCAGUCCACAGCCAUCUCGGAGGCCAGUGCAGACUCUCCAUGCAUUCAUUCAUGCAAUAAACUCUGCUGACCUGCUCUGUGCCUGGGCUUUUCUGGGAUCCACGAGAGACCUCAGAUCCCUCUGUAGUCAGGGCUGGGGCAGAAAAAGGGACCCUGGGACCCUGGGUUGAGAAGCCCAAAGCAGGGAGCUGGAGCUGUGUCUGGGAAGGCAGGGGAGGCUUUCUGGAGAAGGGGACAUUGUCCAUGGCUUUGAAAGAUGAGACAGAUGGCUUCAUUCAACCUCUGGAUUCAUUGUCUUUGGGCCUGGAAAUACAAAGGAUGAUCCAAAAACCUAUCCAUAUAGAACUGGGCUCACUAAGUUACCUCCAGACUUCACUGGUCACACACUCCAUCAGCAAAAUGUGUUUGGGCACACGUCAGAGAUGAAUGUACUUUUUUUUUUUGGUAUCAU